CUGUACACCCCUGCUUUUACAAACUACUUAAUAUGUGCAUUGUCUUUUUAAACAUGGAAAUUCCGUUUUCAACCCCAUUAUCCUGAACAAAUAAAUUAUGCAUUACAUAACUUCAUUAUAUCCUUCGUUAUUUUUAUUCAAAGGUGUUCAAUGGAAUGUGCCCCUGAAGAAAUGAUGAAAAUAUGAGUAAAUCUCAUCAAGGUUGCAUUUUCCUUCAUCCCUCCCCUAAAAUUUCUAUGGAACGGUUAUGAUGAAGGGGUAUGUAUCUGAGGGUCUAAAAUAACAGGCUGCAUUUCCACAGCUGGACAGCAUAGAUAAAGCACUGAGUGGACAACAGAAAUAUCACCUCAGUGGCAGGACAGAGACAAUUCUAACCAACAGUUUUUUUCAUGCAGAAAAUAAGAGACCUUCAAAUUUGCCACAGAUCUACAGACGGGGACAAUAACAGACUCUUUAGUCCAAAGCUGUUACAGACACUCCGCUCAAAGACUAAGCUGCGAGGACCUCAUUGUGAAAACUCGUCCAACCAGUAUGCCAGCCAUUCUAAGGAAAUAAAUACUCUGGCUCACACAAAGGCAGCUUAAAGACUGUAUAACGGACAUUACCGCCGGUUGUAUGGGACUCUCGGCAGAGACCAAAACAAAGCAAGAUCAGAACUGUACAACCAGGAUGAUGGCCUCUAACACUGGGAGUUACAAUUUAAGUCCCUCACAGCAACAACUGUGCAUGAUCAAGGAAUUAUACUCCAUGUCCAACAUAGAAUGGGAUGACCAAGAAAUCAUUAACCUCAAAGACUUCACCAGCAAGCACCUGACUCCACAUAUAGUCAGAGUAGAACAGGGACAGUUUAUGAACAUUGGAGCAUCAAAGCACAUCCACCCAGGCAUUCACACUGAGCUUCUCUUUCAUUCUACAAAAACCUGCUCAAAGAUUUUUGCCCAGGGAGUCAAAGUAAAGGAUAGAAAGGUAUCAGUUUUGACUCAGAACUUUUCUAUUCCUAGUACAUAUCAAGGCUGGUUUGAGGUGCUAUCAGAAGAGGGGAGAUCUGUGCCACCGUUUGACACAGUGAGAGACUUGGCCAGACGAUUUCCCAAAAAAGCCCUGGUAAGAGCCAAUACCAAGGGGUACAUAAACAAUGAACGUGGAGAGCUAUGCAUGGAUAAAACUAGAACUGUACAUGCAGGGGAGGUUUUGACUGUGGCUGGAGACGUGAUGAUCAGUCUGCCUAAAGGAAAAGGUAGGGCUAAACUCCUCCGUUGUUUUGAUCAGAAUGGCUCUGGUGUAUACUUGAACUUUGACACAAAAGGUGCCUUCAGCCCCAUUGCUGAGAGGGACAAUAUUUCUGGGGUGCACAUGAUCAAUGACCUCGUUGCCAAAUUCCGCUUACCAAUCAUGGUGCGUCUAGUUUAUGGAGUGGCUCCCUGUGGAAGUAAGCUCAAAUUCACUGGAUGUCUGCGCUUGAUCUCAUCAGAUACAGACAGCAUUGCUUUUGUUAUGCCACUGGAUAUAAGCCAGAAAAUGUUGCCUGUCUCAUUAUCAAAAGUAUCACUGAAGCUCAGACCUGCAACCAACAUUGAGAAAAUCAAACAGCAAGAUGCCUUUAAGCAGUUAUAUGAAAGGUGCUCAAACAUGAUAACUAGUUACUUGAACAGCAUCCAUGUUCUUGUAGAGAUCACAGAUUUCCAGUCAAACCACCAACAGCAGCAACAACAACAACAGCAGAUAGAGCCAGGAUCUGCAGUCUACAAACCCAAGGAAUUAACCAAUCCAGAUGUCAUUCCCACCAAUGUUCCCCCAGAGAGUCCUGACGUGAUUCAAGAAGAGAAAGCUGAACCUAAACCCUCAGCCGAAGAUCUUAUAUUUGAGGAAAUAGAUGAUAUUUAUGUAUAUGUGCGAGAAGGGGGGCCUCCCCCAAAAGUUCGUCCACCUGCACCUUUACCUGCAAAUGUAAAGGCAGAUGAUCAGUACUGGGAAGAACCAGACUAUGAAACAUUAGCUAGAUACAAUGCCAAGAACAAAGUAUCACAAACGAACAGUUCAGGCACUGGAAGCAAAAGUGGAGGAAGUAAGAAUCUCUCUCGGCAGAAUUCCUCAGAAUCUCAGCCAGUUGUUGAAUCCAAAGUGACAGCAAAUGGAAUUGUGCUCCUUGGAAUAGACAAACAAAAAGAUAAGCAGCAACCACCACCACUGCCUCCUAAAAAGUUUGAGAAAUCCAAAAGUAGUGCUCCACAUUUCUUUUCAAGAUUUGUGAAGAAAUCCACAAAACAGUCUCCGCCAUCUUCCCAAAAACAGCCACAAAAAUUCAUUUUGGUGCCACCAGGUAAAAAGCAAGCUAGUCGCAAACUAUCCAAAGACAUGAGAACCAGAAGUCAUGAUAGUAUUGCUGAGAUGCGACCGCCACCACCUAUCCCAAGGCUUGUAACACAUCAUCAUCAUCCACCACCUACUGGCAUCUUUCGAUUGGAUAGGCCAGAUCGUGAUUUGCGAAAAAGUAUGUUCUUAUGAUAUGACUCAGGCACUGUACAGUGUAGUAUCAUACGGCAAGAAUAACAGCAUAAUGAUGAGGAAUAAUGACAAUGGUAAUUAAGGUGUUUUUGAGUUGUGUUUUUGAAGGCCUGCAAUACAAGGGCCAGUGGGCUUUCAUUCUAUGAUCUCAGUGUGUUGCUUUGUCCAAAUCUGUUUAAACUAGACUAUUCAGUUUCAGCAUACUUUAUUCGUCUCUAGAUACAGCCAUUCAAAUUCAGAAAUGACUGGCAAAUUGCUAGUCAUCUAAGUUCUCUCUAAUGUUUUUUUUUUCUUAACUCCGCCAAGGGGGUUAUGUUUUUUACAAAUUGAUAUGGAUAUAUUUUUUGGUUGAAUUAAAUUGUAGUUUUAAGUAUAGGGACUGAAUAUGCACCACA
This is a messenger RNA of Lingula anatina, 2900 nucleotides long. RefSeq lists its product as uncharacterized. NCBI's taxonomy places the organism in Eukaryota, Metazoa, Brachiopoda, Lingulata, Lingulida, Lingulidae. The record is from RefSeq and is a predicted model, not a curated record.